Molecule: messenger RNA, 2151 nt
Organism: Toxoplasma gondii ME49
Lineage: Eukaryota; Apicomplexa; Conoidasida; Eucoccidiorida; Sarcocystidae
Product: NBP2b protein, putative
Exons: 17
Coding region: 1-2151 (716 amino acids)
Biological process (GO): cilium-dependent cell motility; axonemal dynein complex assembly; regulation of cilium movement
Cellular component (GO): axoneme; axonemal dynein complex
Source: RefSeq, a predicted model, not a curated record
AUGGCUGUCACAGACUCCGAACUCGCGCCUCAAGAAGGCGUCUCUUCUUCCCCUUCUUUCUCUUCUUCCUCGUGCUCUGCUUCGUCGAGAGGCCGGGGAGGAUUCGGAUCUCUCAAGGGCAAAGGCACGUCGACCUCUGGACUGGACAGUCGAAACCCCCAAGUGCGCAUGGCCUUUCGCAGGGCGCGAGCAGAGUGGCGGCUCUCCCAGGCGCUGAAGCGACAGGAAGAGAGUGGCGAGGAGAAAAUCGCGGCCGCCGAGUCGCAGAGAGCUCCUGAGCAGGGGGCUCUGUCUCUCGCAGACGCGCAGAAGUUCGUCGAGGCAGAACGAGAAAACAAAGCUUGCAAGUCUCAACAUUCGGUCAAUUGCCUCGGCGCUCUGAGGGAGAGUUUGCUCAGCAUCGAAUGCCCGCUCGAACUGGCAGAAGCGUUCGAAGACGCACAGGUCAAAUGUCAAAGCAUCGCGAGCGGGAAAGAGAGAGCUGAGCAACGCCUAGACGAAGAAGCGACGUUGCGAGAAGCUCUUUUCGUUAGCACUCUGGACGACCAGAGAGACGAAGUCACGCGUCUCCUCGGUUUGAUGAGGGAACAGUAUCAGCAGCUCCACAAUGAAUAUCAAGACUCUCUCGCUCGCAUUCAGGACAAGAUGACGGCAGAACGAGGAGCUCUCAUGCAGAAAAACAAGGAAGAACUGGACUGCAUUUUUGAAGAGCGGCAGAACAUGGAGGAACACGACAUAAUAGAGGCUCGGCAGAAGCGCCUUGACGGCUUUGCAGAGGCCCUCGAGCAGCAACGCGAGAGAGACGAAGUCGAGUCGCUGGCGAAAAAGUUGAGGAAGGAGACAGUCAUUCAAGAACUAGAGAAGCACCUGGACAAGAUGCUUGCGGCGUAUCAACUGAACAAAGAGAAACUCGAGUACAACACGAGGGUGUUGUCCGACCGAAACAAGGAGAACCUGGCACUCGUGCUGGCGUACAAAAACCGCCUGAACAAAUGCAGAGAAACUCUGAGUGCAAUUGUCGAGCGGUUCAACGCAAUGAACCUGAAAUACUCAGCCCUCAACGUUCAGUGCACCGAGGAGUUUCGGCGACUGAGGUGUCAGUACAGACAAAUUCGAGAGAAGAGCUUGCACUUCAAAGCUGCAGACGAGCGCGUUUACCGGGACGUGUGGAACGCCAGUGAACAGGAAUCUCGCCAUUUGAUUUCUUUGAUUCACGAGGCAGAUCGCUGCAUCCACGAGCAGCAGCUCUGCAUGCCGUACACGCCCCCCUCUGAGGUCUCUGGAGGCCAGGGAGUCUCUCCAGACGAAGGUGGAGAAGGCGCUGAUCUAUUCUCCGAGGCGGCGACAACGACGUUUCGGUCGGCCUCUUCUUCUGGGAAGGACAACAGCUCCUUUCCCCGGGGACAGCCGGCGUCUUCCGCCUCGGGGGGGAGAAGCCGCUCGAAGGAAGACAGCGAGAGGCUCACUGGGGAAAGUGGAACUGCGACCAAGUCGCUCUUCUCUCCAACAAAAGUCAAGAAAGUGAUCGAGCUACUCACUGACGCAUGUCACUUCCUAUCAGGUCCAAAGAAACAAGCGUGUGAAGAAUUGACAGACGAGGAGCAACAACUUCUCGACGCAGACACCAUUCUGAAGAAUGUGGGCGUUGAGAGUCAGGACGACCUCGACCUUCUCGUCUCCAUCUUCUACCAGGGUCAAGACGAUGACGACGAGACGCUCUACGUGGAUGCCGACGACGUACUUCGCCUCCUCGAGGACUUCAUGGAAGAAAAGAGAAACCUCGCCGUCGCGGACGUUCUCCCCGACAAAAAAAAGAAAAAGCGCCAGCAGUCUUUAGGUCGCGCUGAAUCAGAACGAGAGCGACUAACGCGGGAGAGAAGAGAAGUCAAGCGCUUCUGGACAAGACUUUCAAAGAUGCUGCCGGAUGUCACCACGCGCGUUUGGAAAGCUCUCGACGAAGGCUUGCAGCGCUACCACAGGCUCCUCGUUGGGCGAAGCGAAACUCUGGCCGCGACACUCGCAGCUGAAAAACUCCACGAUUCUCUUUCUCGUCAGCUCCUGGCUUUCAGUCAAGCGCCCAUCAACACCGAACUCCAAGUGCCGCCUCUUGCGUGCGUCGAGAACUCCAUCGCCCCCCACAAAAAGAAAUAG